UACCCUACCUAUUCUUGGUACUCGGAUGUAACAUGAACUUGUAACCUAACCUUGGCCAUGAGUUCACAUAAAUAGGCUUGAGCAGAAGAAAGUAAAAACAAUAAUCUUUCUCUCACAGUUCCAAAGUGGUUCUAAAAUAUAAUACGAAAACUAUGGAGCUUCUGAAAUAUACCUUGAUGAGUUUGCUCGUGACGUGUUUGUCAGUGGCAGCUGAUCCAUUAAAACAAAAACCACAGGCAUUAAAUACUUCACCAGCUAAAAAUUCUCAACAGCAAGUAGCUAAUGAAUUAAAGCCAGAUUUUGUACCAAUAUACCUCUAUGCUAGAGAAGAAUCAUUGGAUGGUGAUUAUAACUACAAAUAUGAAACCGGAAAUGGCAUUUUCGCGGAAGAACGAGGCGUUAUGUUGAACAAAGGAACGGAAAAUGAAGCAAAUUCGGUAGUCGGCUCAUACAAAUACAUCUCGCCCGAAGGCGUACCUAUAGAGGUGACGUACACUGCGGGAGUAGACGGAUUCCGAGCAUACGGUGCGCAUCUGCCUGUAGGUCCGCCGGCAGCAUCAAACUUGCCCAAAAAUUUGGCAUUCAAGAACGUCGCCCAGACGACCGCCUUCGCCCGGCCGCCGCAGUUCAGGACGGUUAAUUCCGAUUCACCGAAGGACGGUAGACAAGUGUUUUUUGAAGAGCAGCGUAAAACGGCGUCCGAGCCGUCCCAAGUUCAGCCGGAACAGCCCCAACUACAGUCGGAACGACCCCAAGAGCCACGGACGGUCGAACAGGUUAGCACCAACCAAGUAACCAACGACGUGGCGGAACAGUCGCAAAACGUGUUGUUCGUGGGCAGAGAACCGACCGAAAAGCCGGUGGAGACGAUCGUCCGCGCAUCGGUGGCGGCGACUGACCAAUCGCAAGGCUCGUUGACCGGUAAUGCCCAAGACUAUUAUCAACAGUCCCGCGGCCAACCCAUUCCGGAACUUCAACCUACCUAUCCGGGACUGCAGUCGAGACCUGCACCGCAGCCGUCCGUCGUACAGAGGUUCGAACCACCCAGAUCGGUCGCACCGUCCGUUGUACCAGUCCUGCAGACAGUGCCUCAAAAUGUACAGACUCAGCCAAGAGUUGUGCCAGUGCUGCAAAGGCUGGCGCCUGGGGGAUAUCAACAACAACAGCAGCCUCAGCAGCAGCAAAUGUUGCAACUGAAUCAGUUCAACGCGAGACCGGUAGUGCAGCAACCGCCUUUCAACCAGCAGCAACGUCCCGGACCUGUACGUCAGUUCAACAUAGAACCACAACAGAUGUGGUACGUGCCGAACAACCCGCAAGGACGGUACUUUCAGAUGCCCCCUAUGCAACGAACACUUGGAUCGCCCAAAUACUAGUCUUCGUUUUCGUCAGCAAGUUCACCAGCACGCAGUCGAACAUCACUAAUUUUAAGAUCUUUUUUCCAUGUUUUUGCACAAUAAAAUGUUCAGUGGACGAUAUAAUACAAUAAUAUAUAAUAUUAUACUAUAAUAGGUACCUAUAAUAUAAAUAUAUAAUAUACGUAAUGUAAUAUCGUUAAGUUGUGCAGUAUUGUGUGCACAUAUGGUUUAGACGACGAUUGUUGUCUCAUGUAUUCGUGUGAAAAUAGAAAUUUAACAUAAAUCAAUAAAUUCGAUCACUUCACGCGUGAUCAAUGGGUACUUGAA
Molecule: messenger RNA, 1685 nt
Organism: Aphis gossypii (cotton aphid)
Lineage: Eukaryota; Metazoa; Arthropoda; Insecta; Hemiptera; Aphididae
Exons: 3
Coding region: 153-1376 (407 amino acids)
Cellular component (GO): chitin-based extracellular matrix
Molecular function (GO): structural constituent of chitin-based larval cuticle
Source: RefSeq, a predicted model, not a curated record